AUGAGUCAUGGGGUUGUAGCUCAGGCUAAAGAGAUUCAGAAACCUGCUAGGCAGAGCUAUUUUGAAACGUGUGGCAAGGACCAGAACGAGGCUGAUUCCACUGAAGUAUCUGCCAAACCAAAGAGAAGUUUUUAUGCUGCGAGGGAUUUGUACAAAUACCGACACCAGUACCCAAACUUCAAAGAUAUCCGAUAUCAAAAUGACUUGAGCAAUCUUCGUUUUUAUAAGAAUAAAAUUCCAUUUAAGCCUGAUGGUGUUUAUAUUGAAGAAGUUCUCAGUAAGUGGAAAGGAGAUUACGAGAAGCUGGAAUACAGCCACACCUACAUCCAAUGGCUUUUCCCCCUGAGAGAACAAGGCUUGAACUUUUAUGCUAAAGAACUAACUACGUAUGAAAUUGAGGAAUUCAAGAAAACAAAAGAGGCAAUUAGAAGAUUCCUCUUGGCUUAUAAAAUGAUGUUGGAAUUUUUUGGAAUAAAACUGGUAGAUAAAACUGGAAAUGUUGCUCGGGCUGUUAACUGGCAGGAAAGGUUUCAGCACCUGAACGAGUCUCAGCACAACUAUUUAAGGAUCACUCGUAUUCUGAAAAGCCUCGGCGAGCUUGGAUAUGAAAGUUUUAAAUCUCCUCUUGUAAAAUUUAUUCUUCAUGAGGCUCUUGUGGAAAAUACCAUCCCCAAUAUUAAACAGAGCGCACUGGAGUAUUUCGUGUACACAAUUAGAGACAGAAGGGAGAGGAGAAGACUCCUGCGGUUCGCCCAGAAACAUUACACGCCCUCGGAGAAUUUUAUCUGGGGACCACCCAGGAGGGAACAGCCCGAGGGCAGCAAAGCCUCGAAGACCCCCGCCCCGCCCACCUCGGGGCAUCACAGCCAGACGUCUAUGCACAGAAAACCCAAGGACUCCAGAAAUCCCUCUGCAGCUGGGCGUGGAAAUAGCAAAGCUGCCGGAGACAAGAAAGUGGCGCCUAGGGAGCCGGGGGAGGAGACAGACUGGCCCAGCUCAGAGGCCGGCAGCAGCGAGGCUGCCAGGCCAGGAGACCCAGAGAGAGAGGGUGAUGCCGACAAUUCCAGUCCUCAACCAGAAGAGACAGUUGCGCAUGCGCUGGAGAAAAAGGAGCGUGCGUCUCCCUCUGAAAAAGAUGAAGAGCGUGAAAACGGUAACAAGGACUGUGAAAGUCCCGGAGAGACAGGUUCCCACGAUGACGCACUCUCACGGUGA
Lipotes vexillifer (Yangtze River dolphin) is the source of this 1215-nucleotide messenger RNA. RefSeq names its product opioid growth factor receptor like 1 (gene OGFRL1). The record is from RefSeq and is a predicted model, not a curated record. Gene Ontology annotation, cellular component: membrane. Gene Ontology annotation, molecular function: opioid growth factor receptor activity. The transcript is spliced from 7 exons. NCBI's taxonomy places the organism in Eukaryota, Metazoa, Chordata, Mammalia, Artiodactyla, Lipotidae. The coding region runs from base 1 to 1215 and encodes 404 amino acids.